GGCCACCUCCCCAUCACCCCUUGCUUCCUAGCCCCGCCCCCUCCUUGACUGCGCCGCCAUUGUGGUGACCUGCUCGUCGUUCGGCACCAUGUCAUCCCACAAGACAUUCAAGAUCAAGCGAUUCCUUGCCAAGAAACAAAAACAAAACCGGCCUGUCCCAACGUGGAUUCGCAUGAAAACUGGCAAUAGGAUCAGGUACAACUCCAAAAGGAGGCAUUGGAGAAGGACCAAGCUGGGCUUGUAAAGAGCGGCUCUAAUGGGAACUCUAAUGACAUGCGUCUCUCCUGCCCUAAGACCUGAAAUACGCAUUGCCACAAAAACCACCACUGACCCAUUUUGGAGUGUUGAACCUUGUUCUCCCCUCUCUCUUCCCGAGCCUCCCAAAAUCAAACCAAACUGCAGUCUUGAAAGAUGACUUUAAUAGAGUCUUUUUGGAAUAUUAUAACUGAAAAAUGAAGACUCUGUUCAUUUAGUGUUCUUUAUUUCUGUGCUCGGAUAUAUUGACUUAAUUUGAAUUGCCAGUUUUCAGAUUUAAUAAAUAUGAGCAUUAUUGAUCCUU
Molecule: messenger RNA, 559 nt
Organism: Chelonoidis abingdonii (Abingdon island giant tortoise)
Lineage: Eukaryota; Metazoa; Chordata; Testudines; Testudinidae
Gene: RPL39
Product: ribosomal protein L39
Biological process (GO): translation
Cellular component (GO): cytosolic large ribosomal subunit; ribosome
Molecular function (GO): structural constituent of ribosome
Source: RefSeq, a predicted model, not a curated record